This is a messenger RNA of Aspergillus oryzae RIB40, 1422 nucleotides long. RefSeq names its product phosphatidate cytidylyltransferase. Gene Ontology annotation, molecular function: phosphatidate cytidylyltransferase activity. The record is from RefSeq and is a predicted model, not a curated record. Lineage: Eukaryota; Fungi; Ascomycota; Eurotiomycetes; Eurotiales; Aspergillaceae. Gene Ontology annotation, cellular component: mitochondrion. Bases 1 to 1422 code for a protein of 473 amino acids. Gene Ontology annotation, biological process: CDP-diacylglycerol biosynthetic process; cardiolipin biosynthetic process. The transcript has 2 exons.
AUGUCUUCUGUAGACCUCGAGCGGCUUCUCACAGAUUGGGAAGAAUCUUUGAGCGGCGAUGUCCGUCGCAUCGCCCUCCGAGGGACUCAUUUAAAUGCCCCAGGGGCGGCAAAUUUCCGACUAGCCUAUCUAGCGGUCAAGCUUUUGCUCAGACGCAUCCAGCUCGACCUCGACGUGGACAACAUAAAAGCUGAUGAUGACACCACCUCUCCAUUUUAUACACAAGCACAAAGAGCGGCGGAGGAAAUCGUUCAUCUGGACCGUCAGAUAAACAAAACUUGCCAGCGCCAAAACCCAAGAUCGCCCCAAAUGCCACCCAAGCCUGAAUUCAAACAUGCCCUACAACAAAUAACCCAACAAUUCCGCGCCCCAAUCAGCUACAGCAUCGCCUACGGCUCCGGCGUCUUCCCCCAAACCACUAACAAGACCAGCUCCAAUCCCCAACUCCACCCAAGCCCACCCCCAGCAAUAUCACAGGCCCAAAAAGCCCACCCCAAAAUGAUCGACUUCAUCUUCGGGAUCUCACACGCCCAUACCUGGCACACCAUUAACCUCCAACAACACCCUCACCACUACCCACCCCUCCUCCGCUCACUAGGCCCGCGCGCCAUAUCCAAAUGCCAGGAGAACUUCGGCGCAGGAGUCUACUUCCACCCCUUCAUCACCGUCAAUGGAAUAUUAAUCAAGUACGGUGUCGUGAACCUGGAGACGCUACGCCGGGAUCUCGUAGGCUGGAACACGCUUUAUCUUGCGGGCCGGAUGCAGAAACCCGUUAUGGUUCUGCAAGAUAAUGCGGCUAUUCGGGAUGCAGGACGUGCGAAUCUGGUUUCUGCGUUGAGGACGGCACUCUUGUUGCUUCCUGGGAGGUUUACUGAGUGGGAGCUUUAUGCGACGUUAGCGGGGUUGUCGUAUAUGGGGGAUCCGAGGAUGGUGGUUGGGGGCGAUGAUCCUGGGAAGGUUGAGAGCAUUGUUGGGGGUCAGCUUGGAGCGUUUCGGGAGUUGUAUGGGGGCUUGAUUGGGGGGCUAGAGAAUGUGAGCUUGAAUCUUGGUUGUGUUGGUGGGAUAGAGCAGGAUAUGGAUCCUGUUGUGCGCGGCGAUAUGGUGAGGUUGUUGCCUGAGUCUUUGCGGACUAGGCUUUAUUGGAGAUAUGAAGCGAAAUUGAGCGUUUCUCCGGGGCGGUUUGAUCGGAUUUGGGGGGAGAUGGGUGAAUGUGUUCGCCAUUCUGAGGAUGGUUUGUUUGAGCGGAGGAUUGCUGGAGAUGGUGGUCUGGGGAGUGAGAUUAGGAAAACGAUCGAAGAGACAGUUCGAUGGCCAAGUUUCACUCAAAGUGUAAAAAGUGCUGUCACCGCUGGGGUCUCGCGGAGUUGGAGGUAUGCGAUGGAGAAGAGACGGAAGGCUGCGCUGGGGAGGAGCAGAGAUUAA